Lycium ferocissimum is the source of this 1496-nucleotide messenger RNA. RefSeq lists its product as uncharacterized. Gene Ontology annotation, cellular component: chloroplast thylakoid membrane. The record is from RefSeq and is a predicted model, not a curated record. Bases 131 to 1075 code for a protein of 314 amino acids. The transcript is spliced from 5 exons. Lineage: Eukaryota; Viridiplantae; Streptophyta; Magnoliopsida; Solanales; Solanaceae.
AAAAAUUGGGACCAGAAAGAUAUUUCAACACCAAAAAUCCACAUGUACAUAUCAUUCAACUCAACAUUCUUGAAAUACUAGUUUUUUGAGUGUUCAAAAAUCAAAACCCCCAUAUCCACUUCACCCAGAAAUGUUGCAGACCAAAUCCUUCCUCUCAUCCAAUUACCACUUCCCUCUCUCUUUUCCUCCCAAACCCACUACUUCUUUCACUCCACUCCCCAAUUUCCAACACAAACCCAAUGCCACGCGCCAUUCACGCGCCGCCACAAAAUCCCACGCGCCGUCGUCACCACAGUCAUUGCUGGCCGGGGAACCAGACGCGCCACCUGAGGAGGGACCCAUUGAGCUCCCUUCUUUCAUAACGGAUACCACGCGCCGCUCACGCGCCUCCACUACAUCACACGCGCCGCCGUCACCACAGUCAUUGGUGGCCGAGGCACCAGACGCGCCACCGGAGGAAGGACCCAUUGAGCUGCCUUCAUCAAUAACUGAUAUAUUUGCCACUUCUGAUGAUCCUUCUACACUUCAAACUGCCACUAGUCUACUACUCACCGGAGCUAUAUCGGUUUUUCUCUUUCGUUCCCUUCGCCGCCGCGCUAAACGUGCUAAAGAACUGAAACUUAGGUCAACAGGAGCGAAGAAAACGUUGAAGGAGGAAGCAGUGGAGAGUUUGAAAGCUAUUACGCCAACACCAAUCGAUACCAAGGCUCCACCUUCACCUGCUUCGGCACUCUUGGGAGGUUUAACCGCGGGUGUUAUUGCACUUCUCCUUUACAAGUUCACUACCACAGUCGAAGCUUCUCUUAACCGCCAGACGCUUUCAGAUAGUUUCUCGGUUCGCCAGAUAACAAUAACAAUUAGAACUAUUAUAAAUGGAAUAUGCUACCUCGCAACAUUUAUCUUUGGCAUCAACUCUGUCGGUUUGUUCCUUUAUUCUGGUCAACUUGCCUUGAACUCUAUCACGGGAGAUUCUGUUAGUGGAGAAAUUUCAAAGGAUUCAACACCAGCACGACCUGUAGAUAGCAAAGAAGGGAACAGCGACGAUGGGAAUAAAACUUCUGAGGAUACAAAAUAGUGGAAAAAUGUGACUUAGAAAUGAAGACCAGCCAGACAGCGGUAGUAGCAGAUACUAGCCAGUUUAUGUGCAAGGUUCCUGUAGGUGCACGCGGCAGCUCGGAUCAGGCUAUAUUAAGGCCAGCAUUGCAAACUCAGAGGUGUUAGAUUGGUAAGGCCGAAGACUAUUUGUUGGAUCUUUGAUAGUGAAAUGUAAUGCAGCAAGUGACGAUGUUCCUCCUUUAGGUGAAGUCAAAUGAUUGAACCACUACAUACAUCCUGAAUCAAUUGAUGAAGUUAUAUUGCAACGUAUAAACGACAAACACAAUUCAUUUCCAACAAAAUAGGAAUAUUAAGCAGUAGAUAGAGAAGUUCAAUGAUCUUGUAUGUUGUACACUUGUAAAUUCUUCUAGUUGCAAUGCUUGUGAAGUUCUCUUUUUUUA